Messenger RNA from Aureobasidium pullulans EXF-150, 1380 nucleotides. RefSeq lists its product as uncharacterized. Bases 19 to 903 code for a protein of 294 amino acids. Lineage: Eukaryota; Fungi; Ascomycota; Dothideomycetes; Dothideales; Saccotheciaceae. The transcript has 3 exons. The record is from RefSeq and is a predicted model, not a curated record.
CCGGACAACAUCACGACUAUGGCCACUGCAACAUGUACCACCACCGGGACCCAGAUAUACGCUUUCGUCGAUGCUGCCAGCACUGUUUAUCAGUAUAUGUGUGGUGGUGGAGCCGGAGGCGCUGCGUUGACGAACAUACCGUCAGCCAGUGGUAUCAGAUCGUGGCAAGACUGUUUCGAUUGGUGCGACAAUACCACUGUUGGUGUAAAUGGCUGUUCAGGAUUCCUAUAUAACGCAGGUGUCGCUUACGGAAACGGACCGGGCCAGUGUGCUCUGAAAUACGGCGGUAAUUCGUUCGCAAGUACUGUCACUCUUUCAAGUACCCGAGUCGCCGGCCUCAAAUCGCGCAAUAUCGUCAGGCCUGCACCUACUUUCGCGUGUCCAGCAGUCCACUCCCAGACUGUGGUAGACAAUUACGGUCAACAGUAUUUGAUGGCUUGUGGCUAUGAUACAACCGGUAACUCCAAUACCAACCAAGGUCAGCUCGUCCAAGCGGCCAACAACUUCAAUGACUGUUUUGCGUUCUGCGAUACUUACAACGUCACCGGACAAGGAAAUUGUACCGGUUGGCAAUACUCUGGAAAGCCUGACGGCGCUGGAUCUGGUAAUUGCUAUCUCAAGGUCGUUCAACCAGCUCCCAAAUUCAACACUGUAUACAAUCAGAAUUACGUCGGUGCAAUCAGACUCGCUGGAAGUAUUGCAUCAACCCCAUCGCCAAGCAGCGCUAUGGCAACGACGACCGAUCUUGGUUCUGUUCCGACAAACACAGAUGCAGCAUACCCAUCUUCAGCUUCGGUAUCGUCAUCGAUAUCCAGCUCUUCUUCGGGGGCCAAUCCUCCAUCCUGCAGCUCCACGGUUACGGUCUCGGUCACCUGGACACCUCCGUCGAGAGCGGAACUUUAAGCUUGAUGGAAACGACUCGUUGGCUCAGAACCGACGGUUCAGGAUUGCUUGUGUGUGUGUAGGAACAUUUGCAACGCACUGAUAAGUCGAGAAAACAUAAGUACGGUGUACGCACAGCGUUAUAACGCCAUUAGUUCCAUGGCCUUUUACGCACUAAACACGACGAGAUACGACACUCGUGAUUUCCUCGAACCGACAGGAAUAUAGAAUGGGACCGCUUCUUGACCAGUUUCGUUUUCACUAUUCGAAUGUAUAAGGAAACCAAGGAAGAUCAAACAACAAAGUCAUGGCGACAUACCAACUGCUUUAGUUCGCGGUGGGCGAGCAGAAUCGACCUAUCGCACGGCUCGUAAUCCGAGAAAACGAUAUUGCAUUCCUCUAGUCUGCGUUGUGCCGUUCUGCCCUUGCCUUACCUCUGCAUAUAGCCUUGGCAAGGGAUGUUGACUUGUUCGUUGCUCAUAUUGGAGCCAACCCUGA